AUGAAAGGCACUGCUGGAAGCAAAAAAUAUGAAAUUCCAGGAAGUUGUGAUCAAAAUGAUUACGAUAUCCCUGAGCUUGGACGGCAACAAGAAUAUUCUUGCCAAACAUAUACAAAACGUAAAAUGUAUGAAAGAGAUAAGAACGGUGAACUUAUUCAGAUCGAAAAAGAUCCCAAAAUUCCGGCACGACCAGUGAGUCCAGUAAGACCUGUAAGUCCAGUACGACCUAUAACCCCUAUAAAUAAACUGAAUUCGGCUUUUCCGUCAAGGGAUAUUUCAAAACAAUUACAUCUCAGUAAUUAUAAUAGAAGAAAUACUAAACCAUAUUAUCAUGAAUAUCGUUCUGCCACAACAAUACAACCUUUCGAUGUUUGUCCCAUCUCUAUACCACGCAUUGAAAUCGACAAACUAAGAAACACUGAUCUAGCUUCAUCACGUAAUGCAACGUCUUUUCAAGAUUAUAGCCUUCCAUAUUCUACUCAUUCUGGAUAUGUCAAUCCUAAAGCUUAUUCAAUAACACCAAGUAAGAAAAUAAUCAAGGAAAGUCGUCUGAUAUCUGUUCAUGAUGGACAACCUGUAGGUCCUGUUACUAGAACUGUUCGCUAUGCUCCUAAAUAUUCGAGUUCAAAAUAUAAUAAUGAUAAUCAAGAUAGCAAUUACAACAGUACUGCAUUCAAUAAACAUCGAAAGUAA
Thelazia callipaeda (thelaziosis nematode) is the source of this 693-nucleotide messenger RNA. The record is from the annotation of a GenBank genome assembly. Lineage: Eukaryota; Metazoa; Nematoda; Chromadorea; Rhabditida; Thelaziidae.